CUUCUCUCCUAAACUCAUCAUCAUUUAUUUAUAUUACAAAACACCCCACCUUCCCCUCAAACUCUUUCCGCCAGAAACCUUUCUUCCCUUCUUCUCUACUCUUCUCUUCACCAAUUUUCUCUUCUCAGAACAAAACAAAGUCCGAAAAAGGCGUCGCCUUUGAGCUUCGAGAUGUGUGGUGGUGCGAUCAUCUCCGACUUCAUCCUGCAGCCGGCGGGCUCCCGGCGGCUCACCGCCGACUACCUCUGGCCGCACCUCAAGAAGGGCGGCGGCAGCAAGAAAGGCCGGAAGCAUGAGGUGGUGGAGAUCGACGACGAUUUCGAGGCCGACUUCGAGGAUUUCAAGGACGAGUCCGAGGAGGACGAGGAGGCGGAGAUCGACGUCGAGCCCUUCGCUUUCACCGCCAAGGCUCCCUUCUCUCGAGAGGGCUCGAUCACUCUAAAAUCAGAAGAAUUAAGUGGGCCUGCAGCUAAAUCAGCCAAAAGGAAGAGAAAGAAUCAAUACAGAGGAAUCCGUCAGCGUCCAUGGGGCAAGUGGGCAGCUGAAAUCAGAGAUCCCCGCAAGGGGGUCCGUGUUUGGCUAGGAACAUUCGACACUGCUGAAGAGGCUGCACGAGCUUAUGAUGUUGAAGCCCGUCGUAUCCGGGGCAAGAAAGCUAAGGUGAACUUCCCUGAAGCACCUGCGAAUGCCCAAAAGCGCCGCCACAAAGCAAAUCUGCGCACACCAAAACCAGCAACGACAGAGGAACAGAAGUUUGAUCAGUCCUUAAAGUACCUCAAUAACCCAGAUUAUGAUUUCCAUUCCUCUAUGGAUCACAUGGAAGUGAAGGAGCUCACAAAGCCUGAGUACCUGAAUUCCCUUCCCUCGCUAGGAUCGUCUCCAUCUUCCGGGGGCACUGGGUUAGUGAAUUUCCUCUCUGAACAGGGAAGCAACUCUAAUGAUUGUUUGGACUUCGGAUGGGAACACGAGACCAAGAAUCCUGAGAUUACAUCGCUUUUUGCUCCAACUAUAACUGAAGGUGAUGAAUCCAGACUCCUGGAACAUGGUAGCCCUCAGAAGAAACUGAAAAACAGUUCUGAAGAAGCAGUGCCGGCAGAUGAAGACUCUGCAAUGAAACUCUCUGAGGAGCUAUCUGCCUAUGAAUCAUUUAUGAAGUUCCUGGAGAUCCCUUAUCUUGAGGGGAGUGCAGACGAGUCAAUUGACAGCCUCUUCAGCUGUGAUGUUGCUCAGGACGGACAGAGCACUGUGGAUCUCUGGAGCUUCGAUGACCUGCCCAUGGAGAACUGCAUUUACUGAGGGAUCCUGGUGUCGGCCCACUGGUUCUGUAAAAAAGAUAAUGAAUUAAUGUCGAUGGAUGAUAUGGAGGACCAGAAUUGUUUGUCAGCUGCAAUCAGUUGAAUUGAAUUGUUGAUUAUUAAAGUACCUUUAGGUAUAAUAUCUUGAGUUUUUGUACUGUUUACUCGUGAAGUGUUUCUGCUUUUGAGUACUUGAAUUUGGAUCUGUGUUAUUUGAAGACAUUAUGGAUAUCUCUGAAAACUGAAUGAAUGCUUCUUUAGUUGUAUGUG
Phoenix dactylifera (date palm) is the source of this 1565-nucleotide messenger RNA. RefSeq names its product ethylene-responsive transcription factor 1-like. The record is from RefSeq and is a predicted model, not a curated record. Gene Ontology annotation, biological process: ethylene-activated signaling pathway; regulation of DNA-templated transcription. Gene Ontology annotation, molecular function: DNA binding; DNA-binding transcription factor activity. NCBI's taxonomy places the organism in Eukaryota, Viridiplantae, Streptophyta, Magnoliopsida, Arecales, Arecaceae.